AUGGAGAAUUCCAAGAAAGGAAAUGUUUCUUUCCGGCAUGGAGUUCAUCUUUCCAAAUCUCAAAACCCUUCAACACCAGAGGAUAUUAAAGAGAUGAAGAGGAUUCCCUAUGCUUCAGCUGUAGGGAGCCUAAUGUAUGCUAUGUUAUGUACAAGGCCAGAUAUUUGCUAUGCAGUAGUGAUGGUGAGUCGUUACCAGUCAAACCCAAGAAAGGAGCAUUGGAAUGCUGUGAAAGAUAUCCUUAAGUACUUAAGGACUAAGGAUUACUUUCUGAUUUAUGGGUGUGAUCAGUUAUCAGUCAUUGGAUAUAUAGAUUCUAAUUUUCAAACUGAUAAGGAUGAUAGAAAGUCUACAUCUGGUAUGGUGUUUAUACUAGGUGGAGGUGCUAUUGUUUGGAGGAGUGCAAAACAAAAAUCUACAGUUGAUUCCACCACUGAAGCCUAA
Macadamia integrifolia is the source of this 444-nucleotide messenger RNA. Its product is annotated as secreted RxLR effector protein 161-like. The transcript has a single exon. The record is from RefSeq and is a predicted model, not a curated record. Lineage: Eukaryota; Viridiplantae; Streptophyta; Magnoliopsida; Proteales; Proteaceae. The coding region runs from base 1 to 444 and encodes 147 amino acids.